GGUAGAGCAGGAAGUGAGUCGAAUCCAAAGAGCGAAAGUUUUGUUAAGAUUCAAUCGUAAACAAUUUUAAGUUUCUCCGUUGUUUUCAUAAGUUUUUAGAGAUUGUACUGGAUUGAUUACAGCUUGGGAUCGUUUGAUGUCGACUUAACUUCGUAGGGAAUGGUAUUUUAGAGCGAUCGGAGUUUGCUAAACGAAGUGGUCAAUCACACCAUGGAGUGAGGUUUAAAAUUAUAUACAUUGAUAGUGUCAUUAAUUUAGCUCGACUUUUGAAGAUCAUUUUCAUCGUAAUCUCUUGAAAUUGGACUCAACGAAAUCCAUACAACAGCAGGAUUUAAAAAUAAAACAAUGGCUGUUAGUCCGGACACCCAGGCAUGGUUUCAUGGCUGCAUCUCUCGACAAGAAGCAGAAGAUCUUUUAAUCAGAGGAGGAAAAAAAGAUGGUUUAUUUUUAGUGCGAGAAAGUAUAUCUCAAGUUGGAAGCUAUGCCUUGUCAAUGUGUUAUAACAACAAAAUCAUACACUACCAAGCCCAGAGAACAUCGGAUGGCCAUGUAGCGAUCGAAGACGGACCAAGAUUUCCUGGACCAGUUGAGCUUGUGCGUUAUCAUUCAGUUCAGCUUGAUGGUCUAUUGUGCAAAUUAAUAACUCCUUUAUGCCGGAAGCCUGGGGUUCUUCCAAGAUCCUAUGGAGGAACAAAUCAAAAGCAUAUUAAAGAUGCUGCAGAGAGGGCAUUGGAAUCAAUGGGAAUCUUAGAUGAUCCACAAAUGCAACGACAAAUGGAAAGCUUUAUUGGAAAAGUUCUCCAUCAAAGCGAAAAUUGGUUUCAUGGAAAUAUCUCUCGUGAGGAAGCGGAACGCAGGCUCCAGCGCUGUGGGUGUGUCAAUGGCCUUUACCUUGUACGAGAAAGAAAGUCCCCAAAAGGGACAUAUGCCAUGGGCCUCUGCUGCAAUGGAACUGUCGUUCACUACCUAUUUGAUGCUGACAGCCGUGGCCAACUUUCAAUACAGUCCGGUCCAAAGUUUGACAACCUAAUGCUUGCUGUAGAUCACUAUUGCCAAACUAAUGAUGGGCUUUUGUACACGCUCACUGAGCCAUGUGAUGUCACACUGUUUGAAGAACGACGUGGAUCUCUUCCUCGUCCAGAAUUUGGUUUCCCAGGGAGACCAGCAAGCAGAUCGUUUAGUGAAGAUGCUAGCCCCCCUGUCGUAGGCUCACCACCAAAACUUCCAACAGGAGCUGGAUUUCAAGGGUCUUUGCCAAGAAGUCCCAGAAGUCCAACGUCACCUUUACCUCUCCUUCCUGGACGACCACCAUCUCAACACAACCCUACUGGUAAUAAUCAAGCUGGGUUUGAGGCCAUAUAUGACUCUGUGAAGCUAAAGAAGAGCUCUGGAUAUGUCAAUCAGUUUAAGUCAGUGAAGAACUUUGAACUCAAGCAUGAAAAUCUCGCUCUUGGAAAAGAACUAGGUCAUGGUAAUUUUGGUUCAGUGUUGAAGGGUACCUAUACAAUGCCAUCUGGGGAAAAAAUACCUGUCGCUGUGAAGAGUUUGAAAUCUGAAGAACUUAACAAUCCUAAGUCAGAGAUUAUGCAUGAAGCAAAAGUCAUGAUGGAGCUAGAUCAUCCAUACAUUGUGAGGAUCAUCGGGAUGUGUCAAGGUCCCACAAUGAUGCUGGUGAUGGAGCUAGCUGCUGAGGGUCCGCUUAACAAAUACCUGAAAACUCAUAAGACUAUGCCCAUGUUAAGUACUCUUAUCUUAAUGUUGCAAGUUGCAGAGGGAAUGCAGUAUUUGGAAGCACAUCAAUUCGUACAUCGAGAUUUAGCAGCAAGAAAUGUGCUGGUUGUAAACGAGAGCUUCGUGAAAAUCAGUGACUUCGGCAUGUCACGUGCUAUGGGUGCCGGAAGUGAUUACUACAGGGCUGUAACGCCAGGCAAAUGGCCUCUCAAAUGGUACGCACCAGAAUGUAUCUACUUCAGAAAAUUCUCAAGUAAGAGUGACGUAUGGAGCUAUGGCGUCACACUCUGGGAAGCUACGUCAUACGGUGCAAGACCUUAUCAGGGAAUGAAUGGGCAAAUUAUUAUUGAGAAAUUAGAAAGUGGAUACAGGCUUCCAUCGCCUCCAAAUGUGCCUGAUGAAGUUUACAAACUCAUGAAAAGUUGCUGGGAAUAUGAGGAGGAAGCCAGACCAUCAUUCAAGAGCCUUUGGCAGUCCUUAGGCCAUAUUAUCGUGAAACUAAAACGAUGAUGUCCACAAUGACAACCGAUAACAACCGCUAUUGGAUGUUAUCAUCUUUAUAAUACAUACUUAAACCUGAAGCACUUAGAAAUUAGAUCACAAAAUUAGAACAAAAAACGUAGAAAAUGUGUCGGCCAUAUUGGAUGUCACAACAAGAGACAUAAAAGAAUAUUCACUGAAUUCAUCCAAGAUGGCGGUAACCAAUACCAACAAUAGAAAGCAUUUGAAAAUAAGAAGCGAAAAAAUCAAGAAUAGGAGCAGAAUAUUUUAUGCUUAAAGUAAGAACAGUUUUGUGGCUUAAAAUCUUGCGAUUGAUGCUUCACAGUCUCGUCUCUGCCGCCUCACCAGUUCGGGUCGUUAUGUCAACAAUAUAUAGACAAGUUGAAGAGUUUCUUUGUUCGUGGGAAUCACGACUUGACUAUAUUUUUUAAAAUUUCAAUCAAUUUUUCCCUGACGAUGGGUUUGUAACCCGAAAGCUCGGAGCAGAAAUAUGAAAAUAAAAAAAUACGUGGAUGAAACAAAAAAGUAGUAAAUAUAUAGAUACUUGUACUACAGCUUAUACCUUAUCAUUUCCCUUGUGCUUUUUUAAUCUUGCAAAUAUGUCAUCAUAAAUGCAUUGCAAUACCUCGUAACAUUUGUCCUCAUCAUUUGAUUUUACUAAGCUUAGAGGAAGACUGGUAAUGAACUGUUGAUGUAAAGGAUUGUUGGGUGCGUUUGAGAACUCGCGAUGAAUCAGUCCCAAAGUCUUUUGCGCCACAAGAACAACAGUCACCUCUGAACUUGGGUAGGACCAAUGCUGCUUUGAACRGUACUAAAUAGAACUAAAAUGCAGGAAAAGUUUAUAUAAGUAAGAAGUUUCGAUUUGAAGAGCUUAGAGCUGCAAUUUUUAUUCACAAUUCAGUAGUUUAGGAUAUUUUAGCUGAAUAACGCACUAUACUAUAUAUAGCUUAAAAUCUUAAAAAUUCUUAUUAGCAGACAAUGUACAUAUAGAGAUACUUAGUAAGGACAUUUUAAAAGAACUUAGCAAUCAUUUACUCGAGAUCUCUACUACUAUGUUCGCCAUUUUAAAAUAAAAUUUGUUU
This is a messenger RNA of Actinia tenebrosa (Australian red waratah sea anemone), 3314 nucleotides long. Its product is annotated as tyrosine-protein kinase SYK. Gene Ontology annotation, molecular function: ATP binding; non-membrane spanning protein tyrosine kinase activity. Lineage: Eukaryota; Metazoa; Cnidaria; Anthozoa; Actiniaria; Actiniidae. The record is from RefSeq and is a predicted model, not a curated record. Gene Ontology annotation, cellular component: cytoplasm. Gene Ontology annotation, biological process: protein phosphorylation; intracellular signal transduction.